CCGGGCGGGCGGGGCGGGGCGGGGGAGGCGCUCCGGGGCCUCCGCAACCUGCGGCCGCCUCGGCCGCCUCAGAGGCGGCGCGUCCCCCCGCCGGGCCCGGGCACCAUGAGCGGCCGCGUCGGGGAGCUCAGCCCGCGGCAGGCGGAGGCGCUGGCCCAGUUUCGGGAGAACCUGCAGGACGUGCUGCCCUCCCUGCCCGCCCAGGACGACUAUUUCCUCCUGAAAUGGCUCCGAGCGCGCUGCUUCGACCUGCCCAAGGCAGAGGCGAUGCUCCGCAAGCAUCUCGAGGUACGGAAGCACAUGGAUGCCGACAACAUCAUCGCCUGGGAGGCCCCCGAGGUGAUCAGGAAGUACAUGGCGGGGGGGAUGUGCGGCUAUGACCGGGAGGGCAGCCCCAUCUGGUACGACAUCGUGGGGCCGCUGGACGCCAAGGGGCUGCUGUUCUCCGCCUCCAAGCAGGACCUGCUCAAGAACAAGUUCCGCGACUGCGAGAUGCUGCGGCGCGAGUGCGAGCGCCAGAGCCAGAAGCUGGGGAAGAAGAUCGAGACAGUGCUGAUGGUGUAUGACUGCGAGGGCCUGGGCUUGAAGCACCUCUGGAAACCAGCCAUAGACACCUACGGGGAGCUCCUGUCCAUGUUCGAGGAGAAUUACCCCGAGUCCCUCAAGCGCCUGUUUAUCAUCAAGGCCCCCAAGAUCUUCCCCGUGGCCUACAACCUGGUCAAGCCCCUCCUGAGCGAGGACACUCGCAAGAAGGUCGUGGUGCUGGGAUCCAACUGGAAGGAGGUCCUGCAGCAGUACAUUGACCCUGCGCAGAUCCCGGUGGAGUACGGGGGCACCCUGACGGACCCUGACGGGGACCCCAAGUGCUCCAGCAAGAUCAACUACGGGGGGGACGUGCCCCAGCACUACUACGUGCGGGACCAGCUGUCGCAGCAGUACGAGCACACGGUGGUGGUCAACCGCGGCUCGUCCCACCAGCUCGAGUACGAGAUCCUCUUCCCUGGCUGCGUCCUCCGGUGGCAGUUCAGGUCAGAGGGGGCCGACGUGGGUUUCGGGGUGUACCUGAAGACCAAGGUGGGGGAGCGGCAGCGGGCGGGUGAGAUGACCGAGGUGUUCCCCAACCAGCGCUACAACGCACACAUGGUGCCCGAGGACGGGUCCCUCACCUGCUCCACCCCCGGCAUCUACGUCCUGCGCUUUGACAACACCUACAGUUACCUCCACGCCAAGCGGGUGAGCUACAGCGUCCAGGUGCUGCUGCCCGACGCCUCCUCCGCUCAGCAGAUCCAGCAGCUGGGGGACAAGCUGGGCGAGGUGGCCCUGAGCCACAGCCCCUAGCCACGGCCCCGGCCCCCAGCCCGCAGGGGACCCCACAGCUGGGCAGGCGGCUGCUUGUGCCCCCAGGAUGGCUGGGAGGAUAGAGAAGGGGCUGAGCCCCCCGAGUUCAUGGACCAAGGGGGGACUGAGUGGGGCCGGAGGGGCUGGAGUGCCCGGGGUCCCCCCUCUCUGUGCCUUAUAUGUGGGUCCCGUGUCCCCCGCUGCUGCGUGGGACAGGGGCAGUAAAGGGAUAGACCGUG
This is a messenger RNA of Columba livia (rock pigeon), 1577 nucleotides long. It is a transcript of the gene SEC14L2, whose product is annotated as SEC14 like lipid binding 2. The transcript is spliced from 12 exons. Gene Ontology annotation, cellular component: cytoplasm. NCBI's taxonomy places the organism in Eukaryota, Metazoa, Chordata, Aves, Columbiformes, Columbidae. The record is from RefSeq and is a predicted model, not a curated record. Bases 106 to 1338 code for a protein of 410 amino acids.